This is a messenger RNA of Gasterosteus aculeatus aculeatus (three-spined stickleback), 3804 nucleotides long. Its product is annotated as beta-2-syntrophin-like. NCBI's taxonomy places the organism in Eukaryota, Metazoa, Chordata, Actinopteri, Perciformes, Gasterosteidae. Gene Ontology annotation, cellular component: dystrophin-associated glycoprotein complex; synapse; intracellular anatomical structure. The record is from RefSeq and is a predicted model, not a curated record. Gene Ontology annotation, molecular function: structural molecule activity; protein binding.
GGCUUUCUCGCGUGGAAGCCGGACAGCUUUAGGGCUUGAACUCAAACAACAAGCCGUCUCCGGACUGGCCCGUCACAGCCAGUUGUUCUUUUCUCCUUCCUUUUUUUUUUUUUUUUUUAGCCGGAGGGCGGAGGAGGGUCCUCCGGUUCUUCCCCGCGCUCCUCCUGCAGCCUCCGCGGGGGUGGGUGUGUCGACGCGGGGGCAGCGCGGCCUGGUUCGUGCGCGCUCCGAGAGAAAGAGGGGCAAAAAAAAAAAAAAAAGUUGGUCGGUGACUUCAGUGUGAGCGCGGAGCAGCCUCACCGGUUAGGAAUGGCAGUCUGGACCCGGGCGGACAAACGCGGCCAACUGGACCUUCUGCUGCGCGACCGCUGGAUCCGAGUGGCCGCCGAGCUCACCCGAGAAACGCUGACUUUAACCGCCGAGGCGGAGGCGACGGGGCCGGGGGGAAACCACUGGGACUACAACGGCUCCUCGGCGGCCCCGCGGAAUGGCGUGCCGAACGGAAACGAGCCGGGGGCGAGUCCGGGGAACCCCGCUCGCGUGCCGCCCUCGGGUCCGGAGCAGCUCCAGAGCCAGAACCAAGGGGGCAGGGCGCGCGGCGGCAGCCCGGGGCGCGGGGGUGUCGGCCGGUGUCAAACCGACGGCAACUACGGCCCCAGCAGCCCCGGGAAGUACCCGAAUAACUGCGCGAACUCUGAAUUCGGAAGCCCCGGAUCCAGCUACGGUAGCCCCGGGUCCAGCUUCGGGUCGAGGCAGGGCGACGCUGCGCUCAGCCCGGACGGCUCCUCGGAAGCCGUGCGCAAAGUCCGAGUUGUCAAACAGGAGUCCGGCGGGCUCGGGAUCAGCAUCAAAGGGGGCCGCGAGAACCGGAUGCCGAUCCUCAUCUCCAAGAUCUUCCCGGGGCUCGCCGCCGACCAGAGCCGGGCUCUCCGGGUGGGCGACGCGAUCCUGUCGGUGAACGGGAGCGACCUGCGGGAGGCGACGCACGACCUGGCGGUGCAGGCGCUGAAGAAGGCGGGGAAAGAAGUAACGCUGGAGGUCAAGUACAUCCGCGAGGUCUCCCCCCUCUUCAAGAAGCCGUCCCUGGUGGCCGACCUGCCGUGGGACGGCGCCCGCGCCCAGUCGCCGAGCUGCAGCGGCAGCGAGGACUCCGGGUCGCCCAAACACUGCGGCGCCUCCCCCAGGGACCGGAAGGUCAUGAGCCUGAAGAUGUGCUUCAUCAGCAGGAACCUCACCAUGCCCGACCUGGAGAACAGGCUCCUGGAGCUGCACUCCCCGGACGGCCAGCACACGGUGGUGCUGCGCUGCAAGGACGGCGCCACCGCCAACUCCUGGUUCACCGCCGUCCACACCAACGUCGCCGCCCUGCUGCCGCACACGCUGGCCCACGUCAACGCCUACCUGGGGGCCUCGUCCCCCGCGCACCCCCACCUCCAGCACAUCGGCUGGCUGGCCGAACAGGUGCAGCUGGAAGGCGGUCGGCAGCAGCACAAGCCGGUGGUCAUGGCGCUGACGGAGAAGGACAUUCUGCUCUUUGAGUCGGUGCCGUGGAGCCGGGAGUCCUGGUCGGCGCCUCUGCUCACGCACCCGCUGCUGGCCACCAGGCUGGUCCAGUGUCGCGGGGCCCGGGGCUCGCCGCCGCAGGGCUCGGACACGGCGUUCGUCACCCGGACGGGCACCGGCCGCGGCAUCGAGUCCCACGUUUUCCGAGUGGAAACCCAGUGGGAUCUGUCGACGUGGACGCGGGCCCUCGUGCAGGGGGCGCACGCCGCCGCCGAGCUCAUCAAAGAAGUCUCCAUUGGUUGCACGUUGAACCGGCAGGACGUCCGGCUCACGCUGCACUACGAGAAGGGCUUCACGGUGACCAGGGAGCCGGCGGACCCCCCCGGGGGCGCCGUGCUGUUCAGGUACCCCUACGAGAAGCUCAAGAUGUCCGCCGACGACGGGAUGAGGAACCUGUACCUGGACUUCGGGGGUCCCGAGGGAGAGAUGGUGUUCGACCUCCACUCGGGUCCCAAGCCGGUCGUCUUCGUCCUCCACUCCUUCCUGUCAGCCAAGCUCACCCGAAUGGGCCUUCUGACGUGAAAGAGCCGGCCCGACGCCGACGCCGCCGCCGCCGCAGCGCCGAGACCCGAGGGUUCAUUUCCCAUUUCUUUCUCUUUUUAUUUUCCUCCAGCUGAAGCCGCGAGUCAGACUUCCUACUUCUCCUCCAGCCUGUUGCGUUCAUUUGUAUUGCGAUAAAGGGGAACGGCGUCAUGAAAGCCAUGAAGUGUCCAGAGACGGUUGCACGAAAAGUAUCGAGUACUAAAAAUAGCCGAACAUUCCAUGAAACGAUGCAUUGAUCAUCUGACGCGAGGUUAUCCAAGAAGCUCCGGAAGGACUUUUAGACGAUGCCUAUCAUUCCACGACAGCCUUCCUGUGUGUGUGUGUGUGUGUGUGUGUGUGCGUUUUUAGCGCAUUAACUAUUGUCGUAAUCAGGAGCGCCAACUGUGCCUUUCCACACGUUAAACGUAUCCAAGGAACUCUUUGUAUCGCUUUUCUUCUUUUGCUGCCGCGAUAAAGUUUAAGCUUCCAACUUUUGCAAGCGAUAGUUUUACUCUUACAGUGUUACUUGCUAACAGUAACUCAUGUUACUGUGUUGUUGUUGUUGUUGUUGUUUUUUGUGUGUGUGUGUACCCGACGAUGGCAUGACCUCCUCAUACUGAUCUCAGUAGUGGAUGGCGGUCGUUUGCUUGAGGUAGCCGGUGUCCCGUUGCCGUGCCGACGCCAGCGUUUCUCCUGGCCGCGGACCGUAAACACGCGUCCCGUUGUGUUUGGGGUUAGACGACGGCGUUUUGCUUCUGCUUCCGUUAAAGCCUCGGGGCGCCGACCAAAGUCCGAGGGAGUAACCGUCACGCAAACCGUCUCGCUUCCUCCCUGAGCUUUUACUCGCAUCCCUCCGUCUCCGUGACAACGGAGGCCUUUGGAGCGCCGACGCACGUGUGACUGAAACGAAAAAUGAAAUCGCGUCAGGACCGCCGCGUGUUAUUCGCUAGUUGGCGCGCUAGUUCGCCGUGAGCGAACUCAUUGCCCGUCUUCCCCGCGGGCCCCCUCCGGUCGCUCCGUUCGUUUUUUUCCCGGGGAAACCGUCUUUCGGUUUCUGUUGCUACGGGAACCGUAGCAGUCGGUGGGGCCUCUGUUGGACACAACGGAGAAGUGAAGCCCGGGAGAACGCGAGACGUCCCCCUCCGUCCUCGGAUACGGGACCACCUUCCUUCUGUUUUUUGGGACUCGGACGUCCUCGUGAGGGUUUUAAUUUGCCUUUUUCUUCGUUCUCUUUUCUUACACCGAGCGGACUCGCGUACCCAUGUAGCGCCGCGUGCGUCAGUCCCCGUGUGGCCCUUGUGCUCCGCCCUCCUCCCAUUGGUUCCACGUCGGUCCGACCCCGCUGCGCAGACCUGAUUGUCUUAAGUUGGUCCACCGUCUUGCAGCUCCACGCACUAACCAACGGAGCCCCCCCCCCUUUUUUUUUUUUUUUUAAAUCUGUGAAUGUAAAACCUCUCCUCUGCUUCCCCCUCGAGGCGCCUCGUUCGCCUCCUGGCGACGGGGAGGCCGUCCCGUCUAUGCAAAGCAACGUUUCCACGAAGUGGGUUUCUGAACCAAAGGUAAUAUCCGUGGCAGCUCGCGUCGCUCACAAUCAUGGAGCACAACGGGAGGAAGCGGCAACCUGUCAUAUGCAAACUCCUCUAGACUUCCUUCCAGCGUGCCGUAUAUACAAUGUAAUAAUCAAAUGUAAAUACCUACCAAUAAAACUGUUACAAAUCA